Messenger RNA from Biomphalaria glabrata, 3693 nucleotides. Its product is annotated as mucin-6-like. The transcript is spliced from 3 exons. The record is from RefSeq and is a predicted model, not a curated record. Lineage: Eukaryota; Metazoa; Mollusca; Gastropoda; Planorbidae. Bases 179 to 3295 code for a protein of 1038 amino acids.
UAUCUGUCAGAAAGUAGAACCACCAGUGUUAAUACAGUCCAGCAGUUACACAUCAUCUAUAUACACAACAUCUGACAGAUCAACAGUCUUAUAUUCUAGUUUCCCACCAUCAUCGACAAUUAAGAAAACUGCUACAAUAUCAACAGUUUUAUAUUCUAGUUUUCCACCGUCAUCGCCAAUGAAGGAACCUGCUACCAUACCAACAGUCUUAUAUUCUAGUUUCCCACCAUCAUCGCCAAUUAAGGAACCUGCUACCAUAUCAACAGUCUUAUAUUCUAGUUUCCCACCAUCAUCGCCAAUUAAGGAACCUGCUACCAUAUCAACAGUCUUAUAUUCUAGUUUCCCACCAACAUCGCCAAUUAAGGAACCUGCUACCAUAUCAACAGUCUUAUAUUCUAGUUUCCCACCAUCAUCGCCAAUGAAGGAACCUGCUACCAUAUCAACAGUCUUAUAUUCUAGUUUAUCGUCGUUGCCAAUAAAAGAAUCUGCUACCGUAUCAACAGUUAUUUACUCUAGUUUUACAUUAUCAUCAAUAAAGGAAAUCUUUACCGGAUCAACUGUUGUUUACUAUGGUUACCUAUCAUCAACGGUCUACGCUACUGCUACUCUAUCAUCCAUCCUCUCAGACUUCCCAGCAGCACUACUACACGAACCAGCUACAAAAUCAACAGUCCUCUCAGACUUCCCAGCAACACUGCUACACGAACCAGCUACCAUAUCAACAGUCCUCUCAGACUUCCCAGCAGCACUACUACACGAACCAGCUACCAUAUCAACAGUCCUCUUAGACUUCCCAGCAGCACUGCUACACGAACCAGCUACCCUAUCAUCAAUCCACUCAGACUUCCCAGCAGCACUGCUACACGAACCAGCUACCAUAUCAACAGUCCUCUUAGACUUCCCAGCAGCACUACUACACGAACCAGCUACACUAUCAUCAAUCCUCUCAGACUUCCAAGCAGCACUGCUACACGAACCAGCUACAAAAUCAACAGUCCUCUCAGACUUCCCAGCAGCACUGCUACAUGAACCAGCUACCAUAUCAACAGUCCUCUCAGACUUCCCAGCAGCACUGCUACACGAACCAGCUACCAUAUCAACAGUCCUCUCAGACUUCCCAGCAGCACUGCUACACGAACCAGCUACAAAAUCAACAGUCCUCUCAGACUUCCCAGCAGCACUGCUACACGAACCAGCUACCAUAUCAACAGUCCUCUUAGACUUCCCAGCAGCACUGCUACACGAACCAGCUACCAUAUCAACAGUCCUCUCAGACUUCCCAGCAGCACUGCUACACGAACCAGCUACAAAAUCAACAGUCCUCUUAGACUUCCCAGCAGCACUGCUACACGAACCAGCUACCAUAUCAACAGUCCUCUCAGACUUCCCAGCAGCACUGCUACACGAACCAGCUACAAAAUCAACAGUCCUCUUAGACUUCCCAGCAGCACUGCUACACGAACCAGCUACCAUAUCAACAGUCCUCUCAGACUUCCCAGCAGCACUGCUACACGAACCAGCUACAAAAUCAACAGUCCUCUUAGACUUCCCAGCAGCACUGCUACACGAACCAGCUACAAAAUUAACAGUCCUCUCAGACUUCCCAGCAACACAGCUAAACGAACCAGCUACCAUAUCAACAGUCCUCUCAGACUUCCCAUCAGCACUGCUACACGAACCAGCUACAAUAUCAACAGUCCUCUCAGACUUCCCAGCAGCACUACUACACGAACCAGCUACCAUAUCAACAGUCCUCUCAGACUUCCCAGCAGCACUGCUACACGAACCAGCUACCCUAUCAUCAAUCCUUUCAGACUUCCCAGCAACACUGCUACACGAACCAGCUACCCUAUCAUCAAUCCUUUUAGACUUCACAGCAACACAGCUAAACGAACCAGCUACCAUAUCAACAGUCCUCUCAGACUUCCCAGCAGCACUGCUACACGAACCAGCUACCAGAUCAACAGUCCUCUCAGACUUCCCAGCAACACAGCUAAACGAACCAGCUACCCUAUCAACAGUCCUCUCAGAUUUCCCAGCAGCACUGCUACACGAACCAGCUACAAAAUCAACAGUCCUCUUAGACUUCCCAGCAGCACUGCUACACGAACCAGCUACCAUAUCAACAGUCCUCUCAGACUUCCCAGCAGCACUGCUACACGAACCAGCUACAAAAUCAACAGUCCUCUUAGACUUCCCAGCAGCACUGCUACACGAACCAGCUACCAUAUCAACAGUCCUCUCAGACUUCCCAGCAGCACUGCUACACGAACCAGCUACCAUAUCAACAGUCCUCUUAGACUUCCCAGCAGCACUGCUACACGAACCAGCUACCCUAUCAUCAAUCCUUUCAGACUUCCCAGCAACACUGCUACACGAACCAGCUACCCUAUCAUCAAUCCUUUUAGACUUCACAGCAACACAGCUAAAGGAACCAGCUACCAUAUCAACAGUCCUCUCAGACUUCCCAGCAGCACUGCUACACGAACCAGCUACCAGAUCAACAGUCCUCUCAGACUUCCCAGCAACACAGCUAAACGAACCAGCUACCCUAUCAACAGUCCUCUCAGAUUUCCCAGCAGCACUGCUACACGAACCAGCUACCAGAUCAACAGUCCUCUCAGACUUCCCAGCAACACAGCUAAACGAACCAGCUACCAUAUCAACAGUCCUCUCAGACUUCCCAGCAACACAGCUAAACGAACCAGCUACCAGAUCAACAGUCCUUUCAGACCUCCCAGCAACACAGCUAAACGAACCAGCUACCCUAUCAACAAUCCUUUACUCCAGUUACACGUCCACACCAUUAAUCGCACCAUCUGAAUUGUUAUCGAGUUUAGCACUAGCACUAGACACAGCAAUGUCUUACUCUACUGCCUUGUCUAGUCCAUCUUCUGACGUGGAAGCUUUGUCUACAACAGCCCCAGUGGCAACGUUCACCAAUACGAGCCCCAAAUCACCACACCACCCCUCGGAACAAAGUUACACUUAUCUGUGCUCAUGUCAGUGUAGUAAUUACACAAGAGCGAAAGACGCUCUAACAAACUCUCAGACUGAAGAGCUCGUACAUUCAAUUCAAUUCAAUCUUCUACUCAAUGAAAAGAAUUUGUCUGCCGUCAUUAGGAAAUUGUCGUCAGUUCCGGAUCAUCGACCGUCUGCUAAGGUUUUGGGAAGUAUUGGCGUCUUGGUACUAACGGCGGUAGCCUGUGGUCUGGUAGCCCUAGACUGUUCUCGCUAUUUCAGAUGGCUUAGCAGAAGGAAGUCUUUAGCCGUUAAGGUGCAACCCGCAACCUAAAGAUGACGUCACACUGGAAUCUCGCUUGUCGAGAACUUCAUCGAGAAAUUCAGCGAAAGAUUUUUAUGCGCAACAACUUUUCUAGAGAGUUAAAGUAACUCCAGAGAAUAGACUUGGUCCUUUUUUCAAGUUGGGAUAGAGAGAAGAGAGAUAGUGUUAGUGUGAGUAGAAGAGAAUGAGAAAGAGAAAAAGAGAGAAAGAAAAAGAGAGAAAAAGAGAAAGGAAAAAGAGCAUGACAUAAAAAUACAGAGCGAGAUAGAAGGAGAAGAAGAGAGAGAAGAAAAAGAGAGAGCGAGAGAAGGAGAGAAAGAGACAGUAAAGACAGUGAGUGAAAGAAAAAAGAGGGAGAGAAAGAGUGAACUAGAGAAGAGGAGAGAGAGGGGGAGAGAAAGAGAAGA